Messenger RNA from Hyaloscypha bicolor E, 1206 nucleotides. RefSeq lists its product as uncharacterized. Lineage: Eukaryota; Fungi; Ascomycota; Leotiomycetes; Helotiales; Hyaloscyphaceae. The transcript has a single exon. The record is from RefSeq and is a predicted model, not a curated record. The coding region runs from base 1 to 1182 and encodes 393 amino acids.
AUGAGAUCCAUUUACGGUCAAGCUUCACAAGUUGUGGUUUGGCUCGGUGAAGGGUGGGAUGGGAGUGAUAUGGCACUAGAAUUUUUGGCCAGCCUGGCUGGCAAUGAAACUCUUCAUUUGGAUCCCUUGCUGGAGCCAAGUAUUUCUGUGAAUGGACUCUCUUUGAGUUCUGUCGAGCUUCGUGGCCACCUCGUCCGUUUAUUUGGGUUCCCUUGGUGGAAUCGCACAUGGACUGUUCGGGAACUCGUCCUCUCUCAAAGAUUGGUCUACCAAUGCAGCAAGAGCUCCAUUACUGGCGAAACAAUGUCCAUGGCCGUAGCAAAUUUCUGGAGUCACAGGACUCGGUGCUGCGCAGGUUGCACAAUAUGGGACUCGGAGCAAAUUUCAACUGAACUUGGGUUGACCGUGCACGAUGCCUUCACUCAACCAGCUCGUUUGGACUUCAUCACCAAGGCCAGAGGACCCUCAUAUAGCAUACUCGCUGCAAUAGCAACCUUUUGCGGACGAGAAGUUACUGAUCCACGGGACAAAGUGUAUGGCCUACUGGGCUUAGGAACUGGUGUAUAUACGGACCUUGUGGAACCGGAUUAUACGCUCUCGCCCGAAGAAGUAUGUCAGGCUGUUGUGAUCAAGUCAACCGAGCGAACAGGCACGCUCGAGUUUCUUAGCCAUUUGUUUGAACCCCGAAAUCCCAAACUCCCCUCAUAUAUCCCAAAUUGGACGGCUAAGGGUUUUGGGGGAGUUAUGCUCGAAAAUCGUUUGAGCGAUCUCAAACUGUUUAAUACGGCCUUGGAUAUAUUAACUGAUUUCAAGCUCAUCGCUUCUCGGGAAGCAAAGAUAUCGGGUACGAUAUUCGAUGUCAUUAUAACCACAAGCUUCCGGGCUUUACGGAGUGCGGAGAAUUAUAAUGCCGAGUUCUUUAAUGAUAUUCACCGACUUGCUCGUAUAGAGGACUCGUCUGAAGAGCAGUAUGGCAGCACUAAAUGUUCACGAUGGGUGGCAUUAUGGCACUCCUUGUGCGGGGGAAUCGAACCAGUUUUCCAGGACUCCAACAUUUAUAGUCGACGCCUAAAAGGCUCCACAGACCUUUCUAGGUACUUCAAAUGGAAAGAAUUUUCACGGCUAGUCCUGAAAGACAGGCGGAACUGUAGGAGCAUGAUAUGCCCACCAUUUGUGGGUUAAUCAAUACGGCAACUUAUAACAGGC